Messenger RNA from Biomphalaria glabrata, 4393 nucleotides. RefSeq names its product equilibrative nucleobase transporter 1-like. The coding region runs from base 433 to 2586 and encodes 717 amino acids. The record is from RefSeq and is a predicted model, not a curated record. Gene Ontology annotation, biological process: transmembrane transport. The transcript has 11 exons. Gene Ontology annotation, molecular function: transmembrane transporter activity. NCBI's taxonomy places the organism in Eukaryota, Metazoa, Mollusca, Gastropoda, Planorbidae.
CGCCCAGCGCCCACCUUUAAUGUUCUUCAUUAAGUGUGCUCCGGAAGUUAUCAUCUGAUAGGAUUGAGAUGUUCUCAUCCAACUAAAAUCUCAAUGUUGUCAUCUGACGUGGUCAGCAUCGUUACGUCCAUGGCAAUAUAAGCGUUGCAUUGAAAGAUAAUAUAAGUGUUCUCCUUGAAAGAUAAUAUAAGUGUUGUCCUCCAAAAUGAUCUUCUCUCUGGUAAGAUAAUCUCAAUGUACACAUUUAUCAUCUGGAGCUUUAUUUCGAGUGCUGAAAUUUUCUAUGCUACGGAUUUCUGAUUGAUGUACGCCAACAUGAUGGAAGCCAAUGUCUUACUAAGAGCUAUGAAAUUAAGCGACAACAACGGAAAUGUAUGGCAGCUAGUUUAUGAAAAUGCAGUAAUGAUCUAGAAGUGUUCGUUUCCUUACAAGAUGACCCGGAAGUGUUCAAAGAAGGCUAUAGCCUUGACCUGGGCCCUGCUGGAGUGCAUGUUCUUUUCGUCCGUCGUGUUAGGCUGGACAUGGAUGUCCAUCGUCUUCCGGAGCGACGGCUACUUUCCGGAGUACUGUAACCGGACACUGGAGAACGACUCACUGCUGAAUGUUGCCGCGACCCAACUUCCCACCACUGCGGCAACGGUGGUGUCGAAAGGAGGGGUGCGCUGCCGUGUUUCAAGAGCGCCCUUCAACAAGACCACGCCGAGGAGGUGCAAUCUGAAAAGGGCGCCAAUGGAGGACGUACCAGCAGCCAGCACCAACAGUUAUCAGAUCGACUUUCUCAGAGUGGCUGACGCACACACUUUGGAAAGAUUCAAGAGGAGAGAACCCAGCAACAUUUCCAUCUUCACCACUCCGCUCAGCGUCACCGUGUCGUCCCAUGAUGCCACUGCAUCAACCUUCGACCCCGGGCGAGACGAGGCUAUGGGCCACUGCCGGGAGAAACUGCGCAUUAUGUUCGCCCUGGUGAUCAUCAUCCGUGAUGUGCUGACCUUUCCCCUGGGCUACACCUUUGACACGUACGGCACUACAAGGACACGUCUGCUGACAGUGUUGACUUUCGUACUUGGCACUUUAAUGAUGACCUUUACAAGCGGUAGCUUUCCUUGGCUUAUAGUCCCGGCCUUGGCAUUGACCGGCGUUGCAGGAAGUGCAGUCCUACUAACCAAUCUCCAGACGGCUAACUUGUUUGGAAGGAAAAGACACGUGGUCGUCUCCCUGUACGUGGGCGCCGCCUACUCUAACGGCGUAAUUACAUGGAUGAUGAAGUUAUCUCACUUCAGUGGUGUCAAUGUCCAGACGUCCUUCAUGUUCUUGACCAUCGGUAUUGUCCCCAUGCUGGUCUCCACGGUGGCCUUCCUGCCCAAGACUCACAUCCCUUGGCCACUUCCGGCGGAUUAUGGAAAGCGCAGAAAUCAGUCCCUGGAUGAGAAUUUGAUACGGAAACAAAGAGCUUGGCAGAGGCGUAUGUCAGAAGACCUUGACCCUGACAUUGAUCCACAAAUGUUUCCUGACUCCUCCCAACUUACCGAUUACGAUUCGACAGAGGCCGGUAUGGUCAGGUGCAGACGUCCUCCGCCCAGCUUCACUCCGUCCGCAGUCCAGCCGCUCUUCGUCUGGUCCCUCCUCUGGUACGGCAUCCACAGGCUCCACGAGGCUAUCUACGAGACAGGCGUGGUGGAGAUGGCAGAUCUGGAGAUCAUGGGUCCACUAGACUACGAGACGUACUUUGGUGUCAUCCAACUCCUCGGCAUCGUCAUUUCACCAAUUGUGGGAGUGCUGAUAGACAGACAUUACCCCAGGGAACUAGGUACCAGUCCAGCCACGCAGCAGAUGCAGAGAAUCAUUCCAGCCAUUUUAGUGACGUCGGCUCUGGCCGUGACGGAGAUAGCCAUCGACAUGAUUCCAGGGGCGGCCCCCAAAGCCAUCUCCACCCUUAUCAACAUCCUGCAUAAAGUCUUCACCCACACCACAAUGUGCGCCUUCGUCAUGCAUGUCCAUUUCAACCAUCAACACCUAGGCAAGUUCUACGGGCUGACAUGCGCAGUCAGCGCCUUAUUUUCAGCCUUUCAGUUCCCAAUAUGGAAGUUUUUAUUACAGAAAUAUAAAACCAUGUUACCGGUCCACAUCUUGCUGCUCUUACUGUCCAUCGUGACCUUUGUCCACGGGGUCAACGUUUGGCAGUACUGCAAGAAGAGGCUCAUCCGUGACCACUCGGACCAGUCCAGCGAAAGAGGGUGCCGGGCAGCCCCAAACCACCAGCCGCCGUCUUUUCUCAUCGAGACGGACUCCAGCAACCUGCCGCCCACCAAAGACCCCGUCAAGAUCAUCUUCACAGACGACAGCGGGGUCAAGCAGCAGAUUACUUACCCAAACACAGGUUCCAUGGAGAUGUCGGAAGUGACGUCACGGCUAGACAUGAAAAACGGCGGCGUGCACAUCAUCCUCGAGACUCCCGACGACGAGGGUUGCAGGCGUAAAGGCAGUCACGUGAACAAUGACGCGGAGGCAGAGGAAGAGGAAGAAGAGGAGGAGGAGGACGAUGAGGAAGAGGUAGAGAUGAACGUCAUGGAUUUCAUCUCGCUGUGACACGUGAUAGACGUCUGACACUCCAGGACACGUCCGGCUUGAGCGUGUCCCUUGAUCAGCGACCGACUCAAUUGGACUUCGCGUGACCGUCUGCUUCUCUUUCCAGGCGUCUGAUCCAAACGUCAGCAGUAGAUGGCGCUCUUAUUCUCUUGGAGACGCCUUCAUAUUUUGAUCGAUGUAUAAUCAAUCAGCAGAUCAUUCGAUCAUUCACUCACUCCGUCUGUGACGUUCGAUGAACGUCUUAUCUUAUUCGUCGCGCCACAAGUGAUUAUCAACUUUGGACGUGGCGCACUUCUUACACAAAGAAUUACAUGUAUUAGACGUCCUACACAACGUAAUACACAUAAUAGACGUCUUACAUAAUGUAAUACAUAAUACAUAAUGUUGGUUGUCUGUAUAUGAGAAAAGAGUCCUUGUUAUCACAACAAAUUUUCAUAAGGAUCAAUAAAGCAGUCUUGGUCUUAGUCUUAUGUGAUUCACAUGAUAUAGACGUCUUAAACAAUGUUAUAACGUCACGGACUAAUACACAAUGUGUAACACACGAUAGACGACUUAUACAAUGUGUAACACACGAUAGACGUCCCAUAUCUUCUUAUAUAAUACAGACGUUACUUCGUUACUUAAAAAAAGAAGAUAAUUACAUCCUACGCGUCAUGCACCUAGUCAUGCAUAUUAACCAAUGACUUAAAAAAUACAAUGUGUAAAACAUGAUAGACGUCUUACACACUGAGCUUCACAUGAUUGACGCCCAACUCUUCAUUGUGUAAAAAAAUGUGAAGAAAAAGACACAUACAAAGAAGGGAAAAAAAAGGUCCUUGACUUGUCCAAGUGAUGUGCUGUUACGGAAACAAAUAUAAAAAAAAAACUUUCGAUUUCCCAGCGUACUUUGAAGUUAAAGGCUUGGAAAACAAAAAAAUCUGGCAGAGAGCUUUUGUAGCUGCGAUUGUCUUUGUGAAUAAGUUGUACCCGGAAUGUGACAGCAUCUCCGGCAUUUAAAGAGCAUUAGACUGCAUUUCUCAAACGACAUUUUAAAAACUCUGUCAAUAUGUACAUACAGAACUAUUUCUCUCUCUAUAUAUAUAUGUAUUAUAUUUAAGUAUAACAAAUGAUCUUUUUUAUUCAUAUUGUAUGUAAACAUUUUGUGCACUUCCUACGAAGAACAUACAAAUGUUGCCAAAAUAUAAACUGUAUUUAUUCACACUUAGUUGUUACAUUAAAAAAAAAAAACUAACGCUUGGUGUCUCAUAUUAUGAAACUCUGAACACAGCAUCGAGUCCGUUGUAAAUACGUAUGAAAUGUUGCAAAAAUGACAUCGCUCUGUGUCUCGCUUGAACCAAGUCUUGAGUUAAUCUGAUGGCGGUGUGGCUGAGGGCAACUACUGUUUAGCUAAAUGGACUACUCAAGUUUACAACCCGAUAGAGACAGAAUAUUGGAAAUUGAAACCAAGCUGUAUUAUAUACAAUGGGUCUCUCCCAGAUACCAACCUAACUUAUAGGACCACAAAAAAAAGAAAGAAAGCAAAAAAAAAAAAAAAGAUACUUUUUAAAAGCGUGUCUAAGGGGAAAUAACCACUAAUUACUGUCAUUUAUCAUACUGUCAUUUACUGUUAUUUAUUAAUUACAGGGCUUAGUUCACUUUUUGUUAUUAUAUUUGUAUGAAUUAAAUAGUACUGAAUAAUUAACUAACUUAUUAAUUUUCCGAUUGAUUCAUUUAUAGUUAUUGAUCAAUGAAUAAUUAUGCAAUAUUUCGACUUUGAUCCGAGACUGGAAAGUGGGAGAACAAAUUGUUACCACAAAAGAGUUACAAG